Messenger RNA from Misgurnus anguillicaudatus (oriental weatherfish), 7894 nucleotides. The record is from RefSeq and is a predicted model, not a curated record. Lineage: Eukaryota; Metazoa; Chordata; Actinopteri; Cypriniformes; Cobitidae.
GUGACUUCUGCAACAAUGUCUACAAUGCAGCUUAAAGAUGCUCAGUUCAUGGAGGGGUACCAGGAGAAACUGCUUGAGGAGUUCAGACGCAGCAGCAAUGAAAUCCUUAUUAUCUCCGAGCAGGUGGAUGAUGUGUGCGUUACACACGAUCAGAGUCUGACUGUGGACUGUUUACAAACAGACGGUGAAAUCACAUGGAGAUUCAAAAUAACCACUGAGAGGUCUUUGGUGCAUGUGGCUCUGUUGAAAGCUGAAAGUGGUGCUGUUUUUUCCUUGGGUGAUAAUUUGAACACUUUCCCCCCUAUAACACACACUCCAGGCCACCACCUCCGCUCCUCGCACUCCACAUAUGAGCUGAGCGUAUGCUUUCUGUCUUUCCGCCCUGGUGUGUACGAACAAUGGCUGGUGUUUGACUUCGACAUGCGACCGGUUCUGCUCAGGAAAAUUAAGGUGAGAGUCGGCGAGCAGUUUCAUGCCCAGCAGGAUGAAGAAGAGAACGAAUGUGCUGAAAAUGUUUCGAAUGAACGCUGGGACAGGGGAAACAGGGUCAUCGUGCCCUUCUCCACAACCAGUAGGGGGGUAGACGAGCUGCUGCUUAGUAAAUACAAACCACCCCGGAUGAAUCUGCAUUUCAGUUCCUAUACAGAUCACAGUUUACCACUUCGCCAGGACAACUACAGAGAGAGAGCUCACGACUUCCUGUUCAGAGAGGAAAUUGCUGAGGAGAAGCUCAUUAGCAGAUUAAAUGUCUGCGGAAUUGCGUCACUCUCUGGGCUGAAUGUGUCACAGUUUUUCAUUUCAAGGAGGCUGUGUGCUACACUUAAGGUCUCUUGUACACUUACCCCAGACACCCCUGAAGGGCUGAUGCUAAAACGAGGGGUGCAGAUGGCUUUGGUGAACUCCACGGCAACAUACACCGGUGCGCCGGUGAAGCACGCAAACCGAGUCUAUGAGGCGUUGGUGCUCAAACCUGCUGCCAACGAGGGUCACAUCAGCCUCGAGUUAUCUGCAAUAUCUGUGUCUGAGCUACAGCUGAAGAAAGAUAGCAGGUGUGAAAUGGAGGUUCAGUUUCAGCUGAACAGGUUGUUAUUCUGUCAGAUGCACCAGGCUAUUGACCACCUACCAGACUUGCACAAUGUUCUGCCUGAUCUCAAUAACUGUUGUGUUCCUGUGAAUACGACCAGACAGUCUGAAUUGAAAGACAAGCAGCAAAUUGCCUUGAAUUUCAUCCUUGGCAAGUGUGAAGGCAGCAAAGCUGCAGCACCCUUGCUGAUAUAUGGGCCAUUUGGCACUGGAAAGACCCUCUGCCUUGCGUCAGCCGCCAUACAGCUGGCCCGUCAGCCUAAAACCAAAGUGCUCAUCUGCACAUAUACUAACAGCUCUGCAGAUCUAUAUGUCAGUGUGCACUUCCAUCCAUAUAUUACAAAUGGACAUCCAAACCUCAAAAUACUCAGGAUAAAGGCAAACAAAGGUGGGACUUCCAUCACGGCAACCGAUGACAUCACUCGUAAAUAUUGUCUCUGCUCUCCUGAUGGACAGUCUUUUAUCUUCCCAACAAGAUCCGAUCUAGAGUCACAUCGGAUUAUCAUAACUACCACAACAAUGGCACGCCGUUUUCUUGACCUUAAACUUCCUGAAGGCUUCUUCAGUCAUAUCCUGAUAGACGAAGCAUCUCAGAUGCUGGAGAGUGAAGCACUCAUGGCUCUUGGGUUAGCAGACAAGCACACUCGAGUGGUUUUAGCUGGAGACCACAUGCAGAUGGCUCCGAAACUUUUUUCCGUAUCUAACAACAAACAUUCGGAACACACAUUGCUCAACCGGCUCUUCCGUUACUACCAAGAUCACAGCAGCAACAUCGGCAAGAAAAGUCGGAUCAUCUUUAAUGAGAACUACCGAUCCACUGUGGAAAUAGUGGACUUUGUAUCCACUCACUUCUAUUUAAGUGAUGGCAUCAAGGCCAAAGGAGAUGUUCCUCGUCAUCCCAAGCUAUACCCUCUGAUGUUCCAUCAUGUCAGGGGGGAGUGUCAUUUGAACUCCUCCUCUAUGUCCUGGUACAACGGUGCUGAGGUCAAGAGCGUCAUUAAUGUGAUCCAAGACCUUGUGACUGACUGGCCAGAGGAAUGGGGUAAAAAAGAACCAAUGCAGAUCUGUGUGUUAAGUGAAGGCCAGCAGGUUGAAUUUAUCAGAAGCAGUCUCCGUUGGAAAAGAAUUCAUGGAAUAUCAGUGCAGAAUUUAUUAAACAUCCAAGGGAAGCAGUACAGAGUCAUCAUCAUAACAACUGUUCACACCAGAGACAGACUUCUUCAAUCAGAGUCGAGCUGUCUUGAUUUUUUUGAUGAUAUCAAGGCACUAAACACUGCCAUAACUAGAGCCCAGUCAUUGGUGGUUGUUGUUGGAGAUGCCAGUGCUCUUUGCUGCUUUGGUAAUUGCUCAAGGAUCUGGAAGUCCUACAUAGAACACUGCAUCAGCAAGGGCAGUGCCAAACCAGACUACUUGACCAGAGACUUCCUUCAACAUGAAGUGUCGGAAAUUUUAAAAUUUCAAAAGACAGAAAGAGUAGCAAAGAUUGAGGAUGAUGUACCUACCCAGCCUGAAACUGAUCUUAUAUUGAAAGAGAUGAUUGAUGACUAUGAUAGAGAGACAGACUCAGACGAAGACAACGAAGGUCAUCCUGAGCAAAAGAGGCUUUUAUUCGCUUCCAGUGAAAAGGAAGACCUGUUGACGCUGGUUAGGGAACGGCCUGCUAUCUACAGACAUGGAGAACUGAUAAUGGAGGGGUACCAUUCAGGUUAUGUAGUACCGUACGACAACCCUACUGAACACAUUGUUAUUAAAGGGAGAAAGAACAUUGGCAUGUCUUUUCCCGGGGAUGAAGUUGUAGUGGAGACAGGAUCCCGCCAUGAAGAAGGUAAUCUUACUGGGAAGGUUUUAGGAGUCACAAAUAGUGCAAGUUUCUCUUCUAAAUUUGUGUGCACCUUAGAGAAUGAUAACUACCAAAAACGGACACAGAAAAAGGACAAAAACUUUCUCACAAAGAUAAUGAUACCCCUCAGUAGCGACACCACAAAAAUAUGUGUCUUGGUAAGCAAGAAGACUCGCAACUUAAUUCCAAUUUGGAAACUUUACAAGGACAAGUGGAACAUUACAAGAUACUUUGCUCUGAAUGAACACACAAGAAAGGAAUAUGUUUUUGUUGUUCAAAUUUUGACCUGGAAAGCUCACUGUUUUUUCCCACUAGGCAAUGUUACAGAAGUCCUACCAAUUGGGACAACAUUGGAGGAGGGACUAGAGAUUUUAAAAACAGAGUUUCAAUUGACACCCUCUCCUCUGAUGCAAGAGGUUGCAUUGUUUACCACACAAAAAGAUGAAACUGAUUACAGCAAGAGAACAGAUUUGACGGGUAUAAUAACGUUCACUGUUGAUCCAAAAGGAGCCAGAGACUUGGAUGAUGCUAUAAGUGUUCUGGAUCUGGGAGACUGCUAUGAAAUAGGGGUUCAUAUCGCAGAUGCUGCUAGUUUUGUGGCUAAGGACAGUCCUCUUGAUUGUACUGCAAGAAAGAGGGGAGCAACUUUUUACAGCUCUAAAACAAAACCUGUGUUUAUGUUUCCAGAAAACUUUACCACUAACUUACUGAGUCUCCUACCAGGUAGAGAGUGCAAAGUCAUUUCAUUCAUUGCCACAGUAGAUAAAGAGUCAAGCAUUAUCAAAAAUACAAACUUUGAUCUUUCUGUGAUACAGUCUGAAGAACAGCUGACCUACAGGGAUGCUGAGGAUAUAAUAAGUCAGUAUGAUGGGAGGCUAAAGUUUGAUACUUUAGAGGAUUGUGUCAGAGUGGCUUAUCAUUUCGCAAAAACACAACGGAAAGCUAGACUUAAAGAAAGCUGGGAUUAUGUCCAACCUGAUCGUCAUCAUAAAUCGGGAGAGAAAGAUGCUCAUCUAAUGAUUGAAGAGUUGACCAUAAUGUUUAACCACGCCAUGGCAGACUUUCUGACCAACAAUACAAACACCAGAUUUUGCACUCCUCUGAAGUGUCAGCUACCUCCUACAGCAGAGAAAUUAGAGGAGAUUAUUAAUCAACAUUCAGAAGUUAUUCCUCUCUCCUCAUACCUGACAUAUCACAUCGGCAGAAACCACAUGGACUUAAGACAUCUAGACUUAAACAAUGGGGAGACCGGUGAGAAAUUCAUCAUUCUGACAUCAGUAUGGGAAAAGAUCAAAUCAGCAGCUUUGGAAUCUGACUUUUACAAAAUGGCGGACCUCAUUUCCACAGAUGAUAAUCAUCCACAGCUGUUUCCAGCCAUUGAUGAGUUGGGCACCAGCCUCAGCAAGCCUUUCUUCAUUCGAUCCUUCUCCUGCAAAGAAGCCUUAGCUGGGCACUAUUCUUUACAUCUGGACUCAUACACGCAUGCAUCCUCACCCAUGCGUCGAUACAUAGACGUGGUUCUUCAGAGGCUUAUGCAUGCUGUUAUCAAUGAUGGUCUAGUUGAGUACUCAAAUAUAGACAUUGACCUAUUGUGUGAAAAAUGCAAGAGUGGAGAAGACAGGGCAAAACAGUUUGAAAGUAAAGUGGAGUCACUUGCUGUUGCUGUUACCCUACAGAAACAGAGCACAUACAAGUUGGCUUUUGUCACAGUUGUUCGGCCUAAAAGCGAAAGUUUCAAAUUAUCAUUUCCAUUUGACAAAGGAACUUACCCAGACAGACUUCCGGUUAUGUACAGACACUUACAGCUAGAAGAUCAACCAAUAUUUGAAAGAGAACUAAAACAAAUGAGACUGACUUGGAAAAAACGCAUGUACUCAAUGAACACAACGCUUAGCCUAGACAGGAACCUGAGAUUCUGUUCAGAGAUACAGCAGAGCACAUGGCAUUACAUUGUUGAAGCAGUGAGAGAAGAAAAGUGGGAAGAGGCAAAGAGCAUCAUAUUGGCAGCAGAAGUACCAGAAUAUCAUGGAAGAGAUAAUGCGCCUAAAAACUCCAGACUGGAUUCUGAUCACACAUUUACGUCUGAAGAAGAUCAUUAUACUGAUUUUACCCUCUGUUUGAAAGCUGGAGACAUUGUGCAGGUCCAGCUAACCUCAGAAAAGGAAAGAGGCUACUGGGCGCCAGCUGUACAAUUACUAAAUGUGAGGUCAAACUUUGAAAUUUGUGUGGAACAUACUCACAAUCCUAUUAAAUGCUUUUCCAAACAUGCAAACCACCCAUCCAAACAUUCCUAUCAUGAUGUAGAAGAUUAUGUGCAGAUAUGGAAGCCACUGUGUGAAAUGGAGUCAGCUGCGACUGCUGUAGAUGACAGCGAUUGUGUUGUAAUAGAGAAAGUGCAUAUAGACUGGAAGCAGUCCUUUGUUGGUGGAAGUCCAAGUCUCUCUGGAACCUUCUCUUUACCUGUGGAAUAUAUCAAGAAAUGGGCAAUUGAAUUUGACCUGGCGAAGGGUUUCCUUUGUAUCCGAAAAAGAGUUUCAACACCAAAAUCAACAGAUCAGAGUCACCGGUCAGAGUUUGAUCCAGAGUACUUCACUUGGGUGGCACAUGGUGUGACAACUCAAUGUCUGGAUACACCCCAAAAUACUAAGGACAGAUCAAAGAUUAUACACUUUAACAUAAAGUAUACAUCCUUGAACCAUCCAAAAUUCGAAAGGGAUGCUACUUAUACAGUUGAAGUGAUCCCUAAGCUCCUUCCAGACAUACGAAAGGAAAGCGCUGUGAAUAAUUUACAAACAGCUAAUGAACUUGUUACGAACAUUGCAUUAGGACAUAGAGUUAGAAAAGAUGGUUCUGAACCAGCUGUAUACCGGUAUGUGCUCAGAAGACAGACAACACCAGAAGGUCUGCCUGAACUGAAUGAAAGCCAGUUUAAUGCUUUGGAACAAGCUGUGAAUGGCCAAUUCACCCUCAUUCAAGGCCCCCCAGGUACAGGAAAAACAGUUGUGGGUGCUUACAUUGUGUACUGGUUCUCCCACCUGAACUCCGAGAAACCUCAGAAACUAAAGGAAAAAAAUGAAGAAGAGAAGAAGGAAGUUAUUCUUUAUUGUGGACCAUCAAACAAAUCUGUGGAUGUAGUUGCAGAAUACCUGCUCAAGUUUGGGGAGAAGCUAAAGCUAUUGCGUGUGUACAGCAGACAGAUGGAAAUGCAAGAGUUUCCUUACCCUGGGAGCAACCUCCAGUUAUCCCAAAAAUCACUGCGUCAGGAAUGCUCUAAACCCAAGCUCAGGGACAUAACACUUCAUCACAGAAUUCGUGAGAGUCACAAUCCUCAUUCACAAGCUAUACAGGUCUUCGAUGAAAAAAUCAGAAAUGAUGCAGCAUCACUCACAGACGAGGACAUAAAAGAAUAUAAGAAGCUUUUAAAUGAGGCACGUCUGUAUGAACUGAAAAGGCAUGAUGUGAUUCUGUGCACCUGCACGACUGCCGCAUCCCCUAACCUUACUAAGUCACUCAGUGCACGACAGAUCCUCAUUGAUGAGUGCGCCAUGGCAACAGAACCCCAGACGCUUGUCCCAUUGGUCAGCUUCAAACCCGAGAAGGUUGUGCUGUUGGGCGAUCACAAGCAAUUGCGUCCAAUCGUGAAAAAUGAGCAUGUACGGAGACUUGGAAUGACACGCUCCCUGUUUGAACGCUAUAUGAGUAGAGCAGAACUGCUGGACACCCAGUACAGAAUGCAAAAAGACAUCUGUAAAUUCCCGUCAGAGGCAUACUACCAGGAUAAGCUCAAAACUGAUGUGGCUGAACGGACAAGCAUGCUCCACGCAGAGACAAUGAGACAAAGCAAACACAUUCUGUUUGGAGAUAUAAGAGGUGUGGAGAUCAGUUUGGUUGUUUCAACUGCACGGGGGAAUGAAAACUCAAAAGCCAACCUUGCAGAGGUUAAAAAAGCUGUUGACAUCUGUACUAAGCUGAUAUCAGUGGGUGGUGUGAGGCCGGAGGACAUUGCCAUUCUGUCACCAUAUAACGCACAGGUGGCUCAGAUCAAAGAAAAUAUUAAAGGAAGACACCAGUCGGAGAAGAUCACAGUCACCACAAUUACAAAGAGUCAAGGGAGUGAGUGGCGGUAUGUGAUUUUAUCGAUGGUUCGCUCCUGCCCCAGUGAAGAGAUUGAACCUAUGCCAUCAAGAGAAUGGCUCUCCAAGCAAAUUGGCUUUGUGGGUGAUGAAAAUCAGAUCAAUGUGGGCAUCACAAGAGCACAGGAAGGGCUUUGCAUUCUGGGUAAUCAGGAGUUACUGAACUGCAGCCCAGCAUGGAGGAAACUACUGAAACAUUAUUCAGGUUGUGGCAGUGUGGUUCUUGCAGACCAGAUUGUUGUACGCAAUGUCCGCUGAACUAUAUUUUAAUUUAUUUAUAUUUGAAUAUUUAUAUUAUAUUUUAAAUUUUAAAUUUUUUUUAGACUUUCAAACAUACAUUCCAAACUUCAUAUCAUUCCACCUCAUUUCAAAUGAUCUUUUAAUGUGUUUUGAAUAAGACAUUUAAGACCUCAGGGGUUAAAAUGUGAAUGGAGUUUUUUACUAUAAUAAGCCUAUUUUAUGUACAAACAUUAUAAUUAAGAAGCUAUUUUGAAGCACUUAAUAUUGUGACUGCACAGAUCUGGAGUUCAAGACAAGAUUAUAUUUUUUCUCAUUAAAUUCUGAACCAAGAUUUCUGGCCAUAUGAUAAUGUCAUUUUCUAUGUAUUUUAAAGCAUGAGAACUUGAGGAGAAAUUACAGAAAAUUUUAACUAUACUCACAUUGACUGCAAAUAAAAUAAAUUUAUUUUGUGAUAUGUACUGUUGAAAACCUGUAUUGUAAUGUUUAACCUACUUAGCAAUUGUCUGCCUUUUACUUAAAAGUUGUUCAAAUCAAUUACACUCGAUGAAAUUUGCUGACGUGUUUUUGUCAACAGAAAAUUUACAUUUCUAAACCAUGA